CCCGUAAGAAGUGCUGCACUUCGUCGAUUCGACAACGUUAUCGCGUUCGGAAUGGUACAUUUUUCGACUCGUCGACGGUGUCGUGUCGUGCAGUGGAAUCGUGGCUGCGCAUCGUCGUUGUCGUCUCCCCCACUCGCGCCAUCGGCGGGAAGUCAAAUUUUACGUGGAAACCAUUUUUUUGUCAGUGUCUAGGAGCUCGUGGCGUCUCACGGGAAGAAAAGUUGGGCGCAAGUGGACUGUUUCCUUUUUGCAACAAUCACGACUUUAUCGCUCAAAUAGGACAGUACAAUCAACAUUGCGCCCCGACUAUUGGCAUCGACUUAAGCGAUGGGAAUCCUGUCACAAAUUCCACCGUUGCAGGACCAUCUGGAAGAUGCGUUUUCUGCGCUUACGAUACAGCAGCAGCCGAAGCAAUCCGUGGCCGCAGCGCGAAGAGUUGGGUUAUACAACGGGAAUGUAACCACGAGCUUUGUUGUUGAGAACCACUUACAACGCAAUUCGGCCGCCACGCAUAAUAAUCCUUCAUCCUUCUACGCAGCAACGUUUCAUCCUCCUGCCGCACCAAGUGACACAGGAGGAGAUGGAACAACCCUGCAGUUUCCCUUCUCAUCCUCCUCCUCCCACCAGCGACAGUUCCUCAACUUCCCCACCCACGGCUCCUUUCACACGCGGCGCACGUUCUUCACGCCGGAAGACGCGCUGCGAGAGGGCGAAAGCUGCCCCACCUGUGCGUGCGAGGGGUGCCAGACGGCCUUGGGGAGCAACGUGGGGUCGCAGGCGAUUGAGUGCCCGAACGUGCCCCACCACAGCAAGGAUCCGGUGGUGUCGAAAGCGUUAUGGUACAGCCGCCUGGUGUUCAUCUUUUUUGCGGGAAUAUCCUUGGGCGGCUACCUCGCCUUCUGGAUUCGGGGACGGCAGGUCAGGAAGCGGGCGCAGUUGAUGGACGACGACGGGGAAAUCAAGCGGGUGGACAUGUGGGUUGACGACGACGACGAGUCGUCGGACGAGGAGGGCAUGAGCGCGGGCGAUUUCUUCAUGAAUCUGUUCGGCGCCCCGGUGAAGCUGGCGAACGCGAUGAUCGAGCAGGCCACCGGGGUCAGGUUGUUGCCGGAUUCCGUUUAAGCAUUGCAAAUAUGUCUGUGCUCUUUGGAAGCAUGCAAGGCUUGUCAUGUUCGGUUAGCAUGACGCUCAAGUGUCGUGUCUCUGCACACCACCCAAACGAACUACUUUUCUGUCAUGCAGGAUCUACUUACGCAGUUUGUUGCCAGUCAGAGCAACACUCAAUGUCAACACCUAGCACCUCGAAGACUUCUUGUCAUGCUUCGCUGUUAAUUGAGGUAUCAAUCCUCGUGAUUCUCGUAUCAGCAGGACAAGUUUGUUCCGGACCAAGGCGUAUUUGCAAUCUCCAUACCGUCACGGAGAAGGUGCGGUUUUCGUUCCGCGAUCGGGAUAUCCUUGAGCGGACCGACUUGACCGAUAUGGAGAAGGCGUUUUUGAUAAUGAAAGGCGACUACGAGGAGCACAUGGAGCUCAGCGAGCGGGAAAAAGCCAUUUUGAAAGACAGGUAUUUAUAAUAGGCCGCAUAUAGAAAUUUCAUUUGCUCAAAACCGUCCGCAAUGCAAAAAGAAAAACUUAACAAGAAAACGUACUGUUCGAAUAAAAAUCAUCAAUCAGGUCCUUGACGGACAUGGAGAAGGCGUUUCAGAUGACCCGCGAGAUGGAGGAGGUCAACCUCCCGGGCCACAUGUCGGACAUGCAGAAGGCCUUCCGCGAGCUGCAGGUGGACAUGGGACUGCGCCCGGCGGACGACGGGGGCGUGAUGGGGGCGCUGCUCGGCGAGGACGAACUGAGCAAGAAGCUGAAGGGCAAAUCCGACAUGGAGAAGGCGCUGGCGCUCCAGCUGAACGCGAUGGGGGUGGAGGAGGAAGACCUGACCAGUGACAUGCAGAAGGCCUUCAACCACGUUGCUGCCAAGUACGGGCUGGCGCCGGGCACGACCGAGGAUGACCACGCGUUCGAUGAGGACGGGAACCGGAAGAAAACGAAGAAGGAGGGCGGCGUGUUCGGUAUGUUCGAGGAGGUUUUUGGGAAGUCCGACAUGGAGCAGGCCUACGAGGAGGUCGCGGCCAAGGUGGACAAGAAGAAGAAAAAGAAGAAGGGGCUGUUUGGGGGCCUGUUCGGGUGAGGAUGGGAAGUUAUGCCUCGAGCAGCGGGGAUGCUUUUCUUGAUGCGGGACGAAUUUACGACCAAGAUGUUGCUACUCGCGUCAGACAAAAUAAGUACGUACGAGUGAAGCUUUUCAACAUAUAGUGCUUUCAAUCGAAUAGAUCGUACGUAGACAAAAGUAAAGUAGAUCGAUACGUCCAGAUGUGCGCUUGUAGCUGCACCCCGAAACGAAAUUCUCUGAUGUUGGCGCACCGCGCAUGGGGUUGUUCCGUUGUUUUAUCCAGAAGGGUG
Molecule: messenger RNA, 2457 nt
Organism: Amoebophrya sp. A120
Lineage: Eukaryota; Dinophyceae; Syndiniales; Amoebophryaceae
Source: the annotation of a GenBank genome assembly